AUGCGGCGGCUUGCAGACGGAGACUGUGGUACGCCACUGCACACAGGCAUCGAUGUUAAAGCAGACAGCUCAUGCUCUUCGAAGGGAGUGGACGCUGAAUGUUCUCGCAAGAUAAGUGUGGCUAAACUUCAACAACGGAUUCGGUCACAUACACCACUAUAUCGUCGCGACGAAUAUGUGGACAAAGUCAAGCGGGCACUUACGCCCCUAGAGGUAUCUCACGGAGCACUGUUUGAAAGUGUCGUUAUCCAUGGGAGCGAAGGCGCUGGAAAGCGUACGAUCGCUAUCCAAGCGGCAAAUGAGAUAUGUGCUCAGGAUGGAAGAACCCUGCUCAUCAUCAACGGGAAGAACUUCGAAACGUUCAUUCCUUCCUACCUGGAGACAUUUCAGACAUUGACGGGAUCGUAUCUCCCAGCAGCAGAGCAUUGGUUCUACUCCUUGUACAAUUUGAAGCACUAUCUCGACCGACACCGGACAGAAUGGCUCAUGGUGAUUACGGAUGUUGGCAUGUAUCUCGAUAAUGAGCUCGAUGGCCCAGGGAGACCCCUAGCAUGGUUUCUUCCGACUCGCGGACAAAUCAUCAUGACGUCCUCGUCCCUAAUCGAAGAUUGCCUACGUGCUGCGGCCAACGCAACAAGUAUUCGGUUACGAUGGCUUGGUGAUGCUGAUAUGCAACGAUUCGCGCGCUAUCUUUGGCCCGGCUUCGACGACACAAGUGUCUAUGAACGUUUGAUGGGACUGUCAGGCAACAUGCCACUCUCGUUCGCGAUCAUUGCUGCGAAUCUGAAGUUGCUGGACGUUAACCUUCAGACUUAUGUCAGGAUUUUCGAGACCAGACUGGCAGAUCGGAAGGCAGCGUCACGGAAGGCUGACUUUUGCCAGUUCGAUCUAGAGGAUAAUGUGCACAGAGAGAUCUUGUGGGAUGCCCUUGGAGAUCGCGACCGUUGGUCUCUCCGGCUGAUUGCAGCUAUGUCCUUCUUGGACCCAUGGAGCAUCCCGAUUGAUAUCAUCGAGAACAUGUCGGUGUUCAGAAACACAAUCAGUGAUCGAGUGGCGCCAUCUCUAUCUCUGCUAGAAAGUCUUGGAAUAGCAAACGUGGUUGAGAACCACGUCUGGAUCCACCCUACACUGCAUGCGUGGUUUCGAUCACAUGUCUGGCUGAGAUAUUCCUGGCACGAGUGGCUUGUGCUCAGAAGUGCUAUGGCAGAGAGUAUCCUACAGCGGCUGAAGACGAGGUCCACAGAUGGAUUUUAUUCUUGCUGGUCCCUUGGUCCUCACAUCUACGAGUUCAGCGACAUGGUGCGGAAGCACCCCGGAAAUGCUGACGUGAAGCUCCUCAACUUUAUGUCCUUCGUCGCAGAUGUUGCGGUGUUUCGAGCUCAGAUCCUCAAGCAUGGUCAGACUUGUAUCUAUCAUGCCCAGGAUAUGGCCUCUCACCCCGGGAGCCGGCCAGUACUUGAGCGAACCGCUUUGAACGAGUACAAUUAUGCACACGCCCGCUUUAGGCUCGCUCACACGAUGGUUCAUGCAGACGGUCCAGCGGACUACUCAAGAGCAGCGGUCGAGCUUCGUGGAGCGAAGCACUACGUGCAGCUGCUCAAAAAUGACACCCGCUACCACAAACUUCUCGAGCAUUCUUGGUUGAUUGAGACUCAGGUCAUGUUUGGGCAAGGCUUGUACCAUGCUCUUGAAGACUUCAUCUUAGGUAUCCUCUGCGGAACAUCCCCUAUCUCUGAACGUACCAGGACGCGUUUGUAUCAUAUGAUGGCCCGUACAAUGGAAGAACAAGGUCAGCCUUCGCCAGCUCUACAGUAUUCUCACGAAGCCAUGAGCUACUGGUACCAUUAUCGGCAUGAUGAGAAAAGCCCGACGAAGAGGCGGAGGGCUGCUCUCAUCAUCGACACUCAUAUCGACUUGUUGAUCAAAAGGAAGAAGUAUCGGGGAGCAUUGCUGUUCAUUCUACCGCUGCUUGAGUCGAAGUUGAACCAUUCACCUCAGCAUCCUUGCAGCGUAUGGAAGUUGGCGCGGCAGGGCGUCCUCUGCUACGGGAUGCUACUCAACGUGGUUGAGGCAGAGCAGUUGAUUUAUCGUCUUCUCGAUUCGCAUCGCGAUGGCGGUUUGAAAGAAGGAGUCCAUGAGGAAAUUGCUUACGACAUUGAAGAUGAGAGCGUUUUCUAUUACUUUGACAUGUUGGUUCGCCUUGCAGGUCUGUACAUUAAGCAUGGUCGCAUCAUUGAAGCAGAUGGAUUACUGAGGUAUUCGAUAGGAGUCGGUCUGCCCAGAAUGGCAACGUUAGGCCAUGUGUUGAACACGUGGUGGCAGGAUCUAAUGAUCUGCCUCUGGCUGCGGAACGACCAGAAUUCGCUCGAGAAGCUGGCUGUGGAAUAUCGAGAUGCAUACGACUGGAACUUCUCCAUUCGUGAUAUUGAAGGCUACAUGCUCGGCGUCGAAGAUGCAUCGAGAGUGUACCAACAAGCCAUGUGGGCCGCAGAAGAUGGCUGGCUGGACGAGUGGAACAGCAGCUAUCUGGACAUGAACGGUCGCAAAUUCCAGUAUGCUAGUGCUCUUAGGCUUUUCGGUGACCCUGCGGACCGGCUUGCCCAGGGCCGCGACGCGUGUUGGAUCGAUCUCGACUUUGGGGCGGCUCAAGCUAAGAGGAACAAGUUGCUGCACUUGAUUGGUUUCGACGUGGUUGAUCUCACAUUCGUCUCCAAGCUGGCUUCCCUUCCUCCAGGCGAGUACAGGGAUACUGCACUGGACGUCGAGCGUGGGGCAGUGUUUCCCAAUCCUGGGCGAAUUCCUAGGUUAAGUCCUCCAUACGAGGCACGUACUGGUUGUGACCCUGAGCUCGAGCCUAAAGCAGAAGUGUUCGACUUCGAUGCGUUUCUGAAGGACCCUGCUCGUGUACCGGAUGUUGUCGACGACGCAGAUCACCAGUCAGAUACUGACCCUGUCCAUGGAGAGCCAGCGCAAGGUCAUUCUGGAGCAGCAGAGAAUCCGGAUGCUCACACCACGAACUCCGUCGACAAUGCCACGUCGACCACUGACACGGCUCACGAGGAGGAUGAAAAAGCUUCCGCGUCCAAAUCUCCGCCCUCCUUGAAUAAAACAGAGCCUGUGCCAUUAUCCUCGAAAGAGAAAAAGAAGAACAAGUCCAAGUAUAGUGCCCACGUCAAAGGCAAAACGCCGCCUUGGCUGGAUGAUUUGUCCACGCCGAACUCGACAGAAUCACCACAGCGAUGGAAGCACAAAGACCCACGCUCCGAGAACGACGCCCACACCUUCAAGCUGCAUAUCCUCGAGAUGUGGGUGACGACUCACCAUCAAUACACUCUGCCCGAGUACUGGAAAUGGUGCUACUGCCGCCGGCAUCGCUCUCGAUCCGGCAGCAUCAAUCCUGUCGACAUUAUUGACAAGCGUUUUCUUCGACAGAUGGCGGAGCGCGAUGAAAGAGAGACUCAGUCGAGACUUGUACAGAAGAAAAUCACCGAUUGCUUCCUAAUACUACCACCUGAGCCGAAGCCGCUUCCGGAAGGGUGCCACAAGGACUGUCCAUGCCAUGAGGCAAACAGGGCUGGUCUGGAAGAGUGGGAGACGCAGCAAAAGUGGCUGGUAACGUGGCCAGAAGACGACCCUGUACCGGACCAGGUGCCAUACUGGCCAAGCGAGAUAUACACUGGUCCGGACAAGCGGUCGAAACAUCGUUUCGUCAAGCCUCACCGCCCACCACCCACACUGCUGCCCAACGAGGUCUUCAUUCUCGAAUGGCGGCCGCGGCAGACGGACACAAUUAUACUCACGCCUCCUCCAAGUAGUCCUGAGCCGGCCAGCGUCGACCUUGAAGAAAGUCGUUCGACCAAAUCAUCACAAGAGUCGGCCUCACAACGUCUACGCCGCCUUCGUCGUAUGCGUAGUCGGUCCGACUCGCCUCCCAUGAUCUCAUCUGCAAAGAACUUCCACAACCUUGCCUCGCUGGAGCACCCGAAUGCCAACCUCCGAAGACCUCGCAUUUCUAGAUUUCGCUACCCACGACCGCCACCGCGGUGUCCGGUGCCUGGCGGCACGUGGACGUGGAAACAGUCUGAGCUUUAUGAGGGAGACCAGGCUGGCCAGAACUACUUGCUAAAAGUGCCUCUUUCCGGGCCAAUCACGAUAAGCAUCACGCUUGCGGAAGAUCAGUGGGCGUUGCCUGGUACGAAAGCAGCGAAGCAGUGGUACUGGAAGGAUGUUGGAAAGCAUUGGUAUUGGAAGGAUGUCGAACUCCAGGAGGUCCGCCUUGUGCCGGAGGAAUUGCAAAACUCUACUCCGGACGAGGCACUCGAUAUGAAAGUGCUGACAAAAAGGAAGGAGUUUAUCUAUGAAUAUUUUCCUCGGGAGCACAGGUUCUGUGGGAAGGUGUUGAUAGACCAAGAAUGGCAGCUGGAGUGGGUGCAUCCAAAGUCGUGCGAAGCGAUUGAGGAGAUCGUCACUGAGGACAACCCUAGUUGGCUUGAUGACAUACUUGCGAUGGGUGUGGGAAGUCGUAGGCCGAUGGAUUGGUGGCAUGUGCCAAGCUCGAGAAUGGCUAGCGUUCAAAUUGGGGAGAAGUUUGAAAGGGUGCGGGUGGAUAUGAGAUUGUCAGCGAAUGAGAUAGUGGUUCAUGAUCUUCCCGGACAAGAAGUGAUGAUUGAGGAAGCGGUGGUUCCGAAGGUGGAUGCCGAGGACAACGACCGAAGGCAGAAGGGGAGAUCCCAGGAGAUGAUCUGGUGGAGGAAGAACAUCAGACCCCGGCAGCAGACCAAGGUGUCGCCUGUAGCAACGAAGGUGCGAUCGAAUUCGAAGCAGGAGCCUGCUGAUGAUGCCUUAUGGAUGCCUACUAAAGUCGACAAGGGCAAGGGCAGGGCAACGGGCUGGUGA
Messenger RNA from Cyphellophora attinorum, 4896 nucleotides. RefSeq lists its product as uncharacterized. Bases 1 to 4896 code for a protein of 1631 amino acids. NCBI's taxonomy places the organism in Eukaryota, Fungi, Ascomycota, Eurotiomycetes, Chaetothyriales, Cyphellophoraceae. The record is from RefSeq and is a predicted model, not a curated record. The transcript is spliced from 2 exons.